Molecule: messenger RNA, 2027 nt
Organism: Cyclopterus lumpus (lumpfish)
Lineage: Eukaryota; Metazoa; Chordata; Actinopteri; Perciformes; Cyclopteridae
Product: ankyrin repeat domain-containing protein 2
Exons: 9
Coding region: 83-946 (287 amino acids)
Biological process (GO): regulation of transcription by RNA polymerase II
Cellular component (GO): nucleus
Molecular function (GO): RNA polymerase II-specific DNA-binding transcription factor binding
Source: RefSeq, a predicted model, not a curated record
UGGUGUUGCAGCCUCCGCAGCCUCGAGCAAGAGUGGAGAGCCGUCAUCUGGGGCCCGUACACUCAAGUGAUUCAGCGUCACCAUGGCACCUGUACCUUCACCUGAAACAGAGAUGGAAGAUGUACAGUGGGCAGACAAUUUGAUGGACCAUAAAACAACAGAAGAGAUGAAAGCUCAGGCAGAGGAGAGAGUGAGGAGUUCCUCCUCCGACCUCCACUGUGAGCUGUUGGACUUAAGUGGAGGAGAGAAUAUAACAGAGCUGUGCAAAAGGAAAGAACAGAUGAAGAAAACAUACUCGCCCAGGGUGUCUGUGCAAAGCCCUGUGAUAGGGUCCAUGGAUACUGCAGAAUUCAUGAAUGCAGCCAGUCAAGGCAAGCUGAAUGUAAUAGACAAGUAUUUGGCUGAUGGCGGGGACCCUAAUGUCCACGAUGAGUUGAAGAGGACAGCACUACAUCGUGCCUCUCUGGACGGACACACCGCAGUUAUCCAAACGCUUUUGGAAAAAGGAGCCGAUAUCAACUUUGAAGAUCAACUGGGCUCCAGGGCCAUACACUGGGCCUGCAGAGGGGGAAGCCCGGAUGUUGUCAAAGCCCUGAAGAGCCUUGGGGCUGACCUGAAUGCUAGAGAUAAGUUGGACAGCACUCCUCUGCAUGUGGCCACAAGAACAGGCCACACCACCAUUGUUGAGUACCUGCUGUCCUGUGGUGCCAACAUCAACUCCAGGGACAGGGAAGGAGACACAGCCCUGCAUGAUGCUGUGCGUCUCAACAGAUACAAGAUAGUGAAGCUGCUCAUAGCUGCACGGGCAGACACAAAUAUACAAAAUCAUGAAGGAGUGACUGCAGUGCAGCAGGUAAAACAAUGGCAGUUUGACAUCACGGAGACCCUGAAGAGACUGGACAUGCUGAGGGAGGUGGGACCUGAAAACGCCUCCAGAGAGGAGUGAAGAGUGCAAAAGAUCUCUCACUAUAUUCUUUAUAACAUAACUUUAUACAACUCAGUAUAAAGGACAAUAAAGGACAAAUGACAUUUUUAACUCUGUCUCAGGUUCAAAAUACAUUUUGUAAUUCCACUGUAUGUCUGUGUACAUCAUAUUUGAGUAUAUGCAUUAUAUGUGCUCACCACCAAAAUCUGCCUUUCCAGGGCAUGGGGUUUAAACCUCUGAGGUUUGUCUGAACUCUGACACUACAACAUGUCAGCUGGGAUGUGACAGAUUCAGCUCUGCUUGUCUUGUGAAAAAGGAAACAAAAACAUAUGAAUGAGGAAACAAAGCUGAAUUUCUCAAACAGUUUUGCCAAGCUUUAGCUUUUGAUGUUCUCUUCUAAAGAGCGUUAUGAUCUGAGCAGUGCUCUCGUGGAUGUUUCAUAUCUGAUUUGUGAUGCCUCUGUAAGUUGAAUAAUAUCAAUACACAGCGCUGUGCAGAAGCUGCAUUUGAAUAUACAUCAAGAGAUCCUUGUUUUAUUGAGGCGACAGAUAAGGUCGGAGCACACAGUAGCACUGUGUUUGAGACUUCGGCUGACCAUAGCAGAGUUGGCUGGAAUGCCCCCGCUUUAAGUCAGGGAUUCGAGGGGAGCUCAGUGGACAUAUUUUCCUUCUGUCAUCAGUGGCUCAAAUGUUCCUGAGGGAGGUUGGCCAUUCACACAGGGGAAACCAACAGCUUGCUCCCGUGCUUGCAAUGUAGUCAUGUAUGCACAGUUAGUCAUGACACAUGCAGCCAUUCAUUUUGUGAGCACAUUUUGUUCAACAGCUACUGCUAUACUUUACACACUGUGAAUGUAAAAUGCUGUUGUGAAAAGAGUGCAGUCUUCUGUUCAUUGUAGACAACUCAUCAGAUAUAUUAUCAGCCACACACAGUAUUUCCUGUUCCAAGCACGGCCGUGCAACUGUCAGGGACUUCAGUGGAGACACGUAACAUGUGCAGUACAAGGUUCUGCACACUACGUGACAGAGUUGUCAUUCAUUUGGUCAACCUGAGCCUAACAGAGUUAUCAAAGUAACAUAAUAAAGUGUAUUGUAUUAGAAAGAUG